Molecule: messenger RNA, 2702 nt
Organism: Oreochromis aureus
Lineage: Eukaryota; Metazoa; Chordata; Actinopteri; Cichliformes; Cichlidae
Gene: kif3b
Product: kinesin family member 3B
Exons: 9
Coding region: 242-2530 (762 amino acids)
Biological process (GO): microtubule-based movement
Molecular function (GO): microtubule binding; ATP binding; microtubule motor activity
Source: RefSeq, a predicted model, not a curated record
UUGGCCACUUCCAGCACCCGUUCCGUAAAUUCUCGAGGAGACGCGCAACAAAAUCUGUCCGCUGCUGGUUUGGCAGGAAUUUUGCCAUCGACGAUUCACUUCAUCGCAGUGGGAGUUUUGCGUAACCUAACGUUUGUCACUGCAGUGUCAGAUUUGGGCAAUCUAUUGCUGAAGUGUUACUAAAGCUGCUCUUUAGGAAGACAAGGUGCCAAGCAGCAAGGAUUGGCAGGUGCUCCUCACCAUGUCCAAGAGCAAGAGCUCAGAGUCAGUCAAGGUGGUGGUCCGUUGCCGUCCUAUGAACGAGAAAGAGCGGGCCGCCAAGUAUGAGAGUGUGGUGUCUGUUGAUGUCAAACUGGGCCAAAUUAUUGUGAGAAACCCAAGGGAGUCCUCGGGCAACGAACUGCCCAAAAUCUUUACAUUUGAUGCUGUUUAUGGUUGGAACUCCAAACAGCUAGAAAUGUAUGAUGAAACCUUCAGGCCCCUGGUUGAGUCUGUUCUUCUGGGAUUUAAUGGGACCAUCUUUGCUUAUGGCCAGACAGGUACAGGGAAGACUUACACUAUGGAAGGGGUGAGAAAUGAUCCAGAGAAGAGAGGGGUGAUCCCAAACUCCUUUGAGCACAUCUUCACACACAUUUCACGUUCACAGAACCAACAGUACCUUGUCAGAGCGUCAUACUUAGAAAUCUACCAGGAGGAGAUCAGAGACUUGCUCUCAAAAGAUCAGUCACGUCGUCUCGAGCUCAGGGAGAGGCCCGACACAGGUGUGUAUGUUAAAGAUCUUUCAUCAUUUGUUACCAAGAGUGUGCGAGAGAUUGAGCAUGUCAUGAAUGUGGGCAACCAGAAUCGAUCAGUUGGAGCCACUAAUAUGAAUGAGCACAGCUCACGCUCUCACGCCAUUUUUGUCAUCACGGUGGAGUGCAGUGAGUUGGGUGUGGAUGGAGAGAACCACAUAAGAGUUGGCAAACUCAACCUGGUGGAUUUAGCUGGCAGUGAAAGGCAAACCAAGACUGGAGCUCAGGGGGAGAGGCUUAAAGAAGCCACAAAGAUAAAUCUGUCACUUUCUGCUCUCGGUAAUGUCAUAUCAGCUCUGGUGGAUGGCAGGAGCAGCCACAUCCCUUACCGAGACUCGAAGUUGACACGUCUGCUACAGGACUCCCUUGGGGGCAAUGCCCGCACUGUCAUGGUUGCCAACAUUGGCCCAGCAUCCUAUAACGUGGAGGAGACCUUAACAACUCUGCGCUAUUCAAACAGGGCAAAAAACAUCAAGAACAAACCACGUAUCAAUGAAGAUCCCAAAGAUGCCCUGCUCAGGGAGUUUCAGGAGGAGAUUGCCAGGCUGAAGGCACAGCUGCAGAAGCGUUCAGGAAAGAAAAAGAGAAGGCGGCUGAGGAGGAGAGCAGGGGAAGGGAGCGAUGAUGAGGGUCUGGAAAGUGGCGAGACAGAGGACGAUGAGGAAGAUGGAGACGACAAGGGGGACUACUGGAGGGAACAGCAGGAGAAGUUGGAAAAGGAGAGAAAAGCAAUCCUGGACGAUCACAGCCUGGUAGCUGAGGAGAAAGCGCGGCUUCUUAAAGAGAAGGAGAAGAAAAUGGAAGACUUGCGGAAGGAGAGGGAGGCCGGAGAGAAGCUUGCAGCCAAAGUUAAGGCGAUGGAGAGUAAGCUCCUAGUAGGGGGGAAGAACAUUGUGGAUCACACCAAUGAGCAGCAAAGAAUGCUGGAGCAAAAGAGGCAGGAGAUUGCUGAACAGAAACGGCGAGAGCGAGAGAUGCAGCAGCAAAUGGAAAGUCGAGAUGAGGAGACGCUGGAGCUUAAGGAGACCUACACGUCUCUGCAACAGGAAGUUGACAUCAAAACCAAGAAGCUGAAAAAGCUGUUUUCCAAGCUGCAGUCAGUGAAGGCAGAAAUCCAAGAUCUCCAAGAGGCACACAUCAAUGAGCGCCAGGAGAUGGAGCAGAUCCAAAACGAACUCACCAGGGACCUCAAACUCAAGCAUCUGAUUAUUGAAAACUUCAUCCCCCUAGAAGAGAAAAACAAAAUAGUCAACAGGGCUUUCUUCGAUGAGGAGCCUGAGGAAUGGAAGAUGAAGCCCAUCACACGUAUUGAGGAUGACCAUCAGAUGAUGAGCAGGCCUCGGUCUGCAGUCGGCUACUGGAGGCCCCUCAGUCACCAUGCUCGCGUGGCCAUGAUGUUGAAGCCUGACAUGAGAUACAAAGCUGAGAACAUCAUAAUGCUGGAUAUGGACAUUCCUGCACGGACCACUAAAGAGUACCAGGAGCCAGUUAUCGCCCCAAAGCUGGCGGCAGCUCUGGAGGAUGCUCUUCGGGAUGAGGAUGAGAUCGAGGUAGAUGCCUCAAGCUUUCACAGCAGCUUGGGACAAAUGCUGCCUGCCAGUGCUAGUGGCAGCCUCAAGAAGCCAAAGUCAGGACGACCAAGAACAGGCAAGAAGUCAAGUACCCCGACUUCUUCAUACAGCCCCUCCAGUCCAGGAUCCCCUCUUUAUCCCCAAUCCCGUGGCCUGGUGCCGAAGUGAUGGUUCCUACUGCUGCUGUCACUGCCUGCCAACCUCUGUUUUGCACCUGUCCACAUUGGGAAUGACCUUUAGAGGAUGGGUAUUAAAAAAAAAAAAAAAAGACUAAUGCUGCUUUUUAGUUUUUAACUACACCACGGUUAACUGAUCUCUUGAAUACAACAAAACGAUAGCA